Didymella exigua CBS 183.55 is the source of this 668-nucleotide messenger RNA. Its product is annotated as L30e-like protein. The transcript has 2 exons. Gene Ontology annotation, cellular component: cytosolic large ribosomal subunit. Gene Ontology annotation, molecular function: RNA binding; structural constituent of ribosome. Lineage: Eukaryota; Fungi; Ascomycota; Dothideomycetes; Pleosporales; Didymellaceae. The coding region runs from base 65 to 508 and encodes 147 amino acids. The record is from RefSeq and is a predicted model, not a curated record.
UCUUGACAACCACGAGCCGGAGCAACUACCUUAGGACUUUAUCAAUCACAUCCUAUACGCAACGAUGGCCCCCAAGAAGAACAAGAGAACCGCCGACUCCAUCAACUCGCGCUUGGCGCUUGUGAUGAAGUCCGGAAAGGUCACCCUCGGUUACAAGUCCACCCUCAAGAGCCUUCGCUCCGGCAAGGCCAAGCUUGUCAUCAUUGCCGGCAACACUCCCCCACUCCGCAAGUCUGAGCUCGAGUACUAUGCCAUGUUGUCCAAGACCUCCGUCCACCACUUCUCCGGCAACAACGUACGUACAACCCCGAUCCUCUCAUGGCCUAACGACGAGAUACGCUUGACACGGGGUAUACUCCGAGGGUUGGCUCUGAGAAGAGGUCCGAACACGACUUCGGAGAGCUGCAGACUAACGUGUCGACACAGAUCGAGCUCGGUACCGCCUGCGGUAAGCUCUUCCGCUGCUCCACCAUGUCCAUCCUCGAUGCCGGUGACUCGGACAUCCUGACCCAGAACACCGAGAACUAAGAAGGUUGUUGAAAGGUGCAGGAAGGGGACUAGACUAAAGAAGAUACCUACGUACGGCUUCAAUGCUGGUGCGAUGAUGAUAUCCAAUGAAUGACAAGACUCAAGGCCGAAGGCCGUGAAAGGCUGACCUAACACUUCUU